Limulus polyphemus (Atlantic horseshoe crab) is the source of this 2392-nucleotide messenger RNA. RefSeq names its product homeotic protein ultrabithorax-like. Gene Ontology annotation, cellular component: nucleus. Lineage: Eukaryota; Metazoa; Arthropoda; Merostomata; Xiphosura; Limulidae. The record is from RefSeq and is a predicted model, not a curated record. The coding region runs from base 188 to 1048 and encodes 286 amino acids. Gene Ontology annotation, biological process: anterior/posterior pattern specification; negative regulation of transcription by RNA polymerase II. The transcript is spliced from 3 exons. Gene Ontology annotation, molecular function: RNA polymerase II cis-regulatory region sequence-specific DNA binding; DNA-binding transcription factor activity, RNA polymerase II-specific.
UACAUGCACGAGAAAAGAGUUCGCCGCCGCACAUGAAGAACUCUGAUUGGUCAAUUGUUCCCUUCCGGGAAGUCCUUGCGAUGUGUAUACAUAGCAGCCAUGGCCAAAUUUAAUCCAACACUUUUACUUGAGUAAAAAAUACAAAUUCAAAAUCUGAUGUCGAAAGGAGCGAGGGUGGUGGUCAGAGAUGAUGAACUCGUACUUUGAUCAGUCUGGCUUUUACAAUAGUCAAGGUGCAGCGGAACAACCCUACCGUUUCCCGCAAGGACUCCUUGUUCCGCCGUAUCCGCAACCUAGCGCCGCCGCCCGGGCAGCGCACGAUCCUGGCUUCGUCGACACCACUGGAACUUCAGCACCCUCCUGUAAACUGUACACCGCAGUAAGUCCAGAUCCAACCGUAGCUUUCAAACCCGAGUGUUUGGUGAAGGAGCAGAAUGGGUUCAAUAUGGCUGUAAAAGACAUGUCCACCUGGCCACCAGGAGCACUGACCGGUGUCCGAGCUGCAGCAAUGAGCAACGAUACCGUGAGGCCUUUCCCUGGAGAUAGCGGUGCUUCUCCUCGUGUGUCAGACGCAUGGACAGCUUGCUACCAAAACACCAGUGCCAUGUCUCAGGCCAACGCUUUCUACCCUUGGAUGGCGAUGGCAGGCCACCCAAUGACAGAGAGUGUAACAAACUUUCGGGAAAUAUACCAGAGACUAGUUGAAGGUGCCAAUGGACUUCGUCGUAGAGGUCGGCAAACUUACACCCGUUACCAAACUUUGGAGCUAGAAAAGGAGUUCCAUACUAACCACUACCUUACUCGGCGUCGAAGGAUUGAAAUGGCCCAUGCUCUGUGUCUUACCGAGCGGCAAAUCAAGAUCUGGUUCCAGAAUAGAAGGAUGAAACUGAAGAAGGAAAUCCAAGCAAUAAAAGAGCUGAAUGAACAAGAACGACAAACACAGAUAAGUAAGAACCAAUCCCAACCGAACACACAGCAGUCUCAACAACCGUCAAGUUCAUCUCCUUCAGAAGCAACGGGGUGCAGCUCCUCACCAGGAAAAACGUAAGAUUUUUCCAAUUCUGUUGAUUCCUCCUGCAUGAGGGUCUUCGGGCGGAUACGUGGAGAUUCCAUGUUUGGUCUUACUUAACUUCGUUACUUUAAGGUGCACGAUAUUGAUGAAAUCAGAAUUAAAACCAGUUAGAUUUACAAUUUCAAGAAAAAAAAAAAAACAAUCGUGAAACCGACAUUAAAAACAAAAUACACUAAUUUCGUUUGAGGAUCACAUGAAAGUUGUUUCAGUUGAACUAGUUUUCCAGAUCCCCGAUAAAAAAAAAGCAUUAAAAUUACUAACACUUUAUUUGUACCAAACUGACAUAAAUGGUGUACAACACCCAUCAUGAUGGAAUGCUUGAACUUCGCCCAAGAAGGGUGAUACGACUGAGAUUUCAGCUAAAAGUAUACGUACCUAAGGCGGGUUCUAUAAUAUUUACUGUUCUGUUGUAGAAAGCGUUUUUAUUUUAUCCCCGUUUUUCAAAACGUGUUGUAAACAAUGCUGUGAAUGUAUUUGUUAGGGUUAGUUGUUCUAUGUUUUGUAUUCAUGAUUUAUGACGAUGUAUUUCCCAUCAUUAGAAACAUGUAUAAGAAAAAAGUUGAUAUUUUUUUGGUGGUAGAGCAGAAUGUUUCAACCAGGUUACGGAAAAAAGUAGACGGUCAGUAAUUUCACCCCCCAGCUACUUUUUUCUUCUCUGCUGAUUUGUUUGAAAAUACGUUUCCUUCCUGUAAGUAUUUAUAAGUAUUAACUCAUAAAAUCAUUGACUUUCUUGUGGAUUAGAAAAUGAGCAAGCCUUAGGCAUCUUUGAUAUACGUAAACAAAACUGUAUCCAAAACGGGAAGUCAAGAAAAUUUUCAGUAGCCCGUCUUCUUGUUAAGCCUAAACAGAGAAAAUGUUCUCUCUAACGUAGUACGAAGUAUCCUUCUGAUGUACGAAUUUUAUAAGGCAGCUUGUACAGUAGCGUACCAUUUUCAGUUUCACGUCAAAAGCUGAACCAUUCCAUAAAAAGUUGGCCAUGGAUUUUAUUAGAACCGUUUUUAUUUCGGUUGUUACCAACGCUACAAGUAAUCAUUUUAAUAGAUAUAAGAUUUCAAACAAAGUAGAUUCGAAUGAAUUUUUUGGAAUGUGAUAACAGUAACCAAACUGGUUAUGAAUCACACGUAACAUAAGAACAACAAACAAACUAUUUUCUCUAUUUCUUGUGUUCUCCCUUUAGAAGUAGACUUCUACUACCUGAUAUAUAUAUCAUACCCUACAACAGCGGUUUAUUUCUCUCGCCCUCGUUGUAAUUGUUGCUGUUUAUGUAAGUAUAUGUUGUGAUAUGUGAUGGGAAAAUAUAGAAAAAAAUAUUUGUCUUCA